Molecule: messenger RNA, 1820 nt
Organism: Brienomyrus brachyistius
Lineage: Eukaryota; Metazoa; Chordata; Actinopteri; Osteoglossiformes; Mormyridae
Product: interferon alpha/beta receptor 1a-like
Exons: 7
Coding region: 112-1287 (391 amino acids)
Molecular function (GO): protein binding
Source: RefSeq, a predicted model, not a curated record
UGCGUUUGCGCCUGCGCAGCAGCCUUCAGUGCGCUUUAGGCGUUCUCGUUCUCGUGGGCUCACAACGAAAAUGCUGUAAUCAAACAAAACUGGAAGCCCGCAAGGAUUACAAUGAAGUCCAUAUACUGCGCCGUCGCCGGUUUGUUGUCAUUUUGUGGCGUGUCUAAAGUGACUGCAGUGCUGCCUGGUCCCGCGAAUCUCACCCUAGACACUCUGAACACGCAGUAUGUCUUGAAGUGGACCUGGCCCCACAAUAUCUCGGAGAACCGGAGUGUCACGUUCACGGCUCAGUACAUCUCGAAAUAUAAAUUGUCCCUGAAGUCUCACUCUUGGCUCACGGCGUGUGAGAAUACCACAGAGACUUGGUGUGACUUCACCAGGCGUAACCUGCAUUACCAUGGGAUUUAUAUGCUUCGGGUCAGAACCAACAGCGGCACAGAGAGAUCCCAGUGGGUCGAGAAGCAAUUCUGCCCUGAUACAGAUGCUGCUUUGGGCCCACCCUCCAGAGUGGAGUUGACAGUGAAGAGCUCUGUCCUGACCGUGAUGAUCUACAACCCCUUGACGAGCAGGAACACUUCAGUGAAGGAUGAUGUCGACGGCCUGUACUUCCACAUACAGUACUGGAAAGAUUCUGACCAGAAAAAGGACUACAAAUACCAAAAUGCAACGCGGAACCUGCUGUCCCUCUCAGACCUGGAGCCCUGGACCAUGUAUUGUGUGAGAGUUCAGUCACGCGAAGGCUACUACAACAAAGCCAGCGUCUUCAGCGCCACCCAGUGCCAGCAAACCAGCGGUCAGUCGACAGUCUGGCACUUCAUGCUGCCGUUCCUGGUCUCCAUGCUGGUCUGCUUUCUCAUUGUGCUGCUGACUGCCUUUGUAAUCCUGAAGUUCUACUGGGUGGUGAAGAGGACAUUCUUCCCCUCCUGCCAGGUCCCAUCCAGCCUACUAGAGUACCUGCACGACUCCCCCUCCAGCUCUGGGCAGCCCUCCCUGCUGACUUUAGAAUCAGAAGAAAUCUGCCUGAGAAAGCUGGAGGUAUCGCCAGUGAUGGCAUCUUUGGAAGUCCACGUUGACAUGGAGCCCACGGCUUUGCAGGCCAACGUCUCUUGGCACGGACGUCAGGACAGCGGGGACAGCGGCCUUUACUCCGCAGAAGAGCAUUUGGCCAUGCUGCCGGAGGCACAGGAAACUGGGAUGAUGGUGAACAUGGGAACAGACUUGGAAGAUGAGAUGUCAGCGGCACCCCCUGGAAGACAAUGUUGGAACAACACUGGAUUCACUGAAUAAAAGAUGAAGGAUAUUAGAAGUGGGCAUUUAAAUUGUCAAACACCAUCUCCUUACAUUCAAAAACAUCAUCCUUUAGAUGAUGUUUCCCAUGAGAGACAACUGAUCUAAAAAGUUCACUGUGAGAGCCAGUAUUAGUAUAUGAUGUGCAUUAUGACAAAAGGUGUCAUAAGUACAGAACAGUUCAAACUGGUGCGUGACUCGGUGGCCCAGGACACUCGCCUAUUAUCAGAAGUUCACCGGUUCAAAUCCCAUAGUAAGCAGAGUGAUUUUACCACUGGGCUCUUGAGCGAGGCCCCAGCGUGCCCCACGGAAUAGCGGACCUCGCCUUCUCAAAAAUGUAACUCUUUUGCUAGGUGUAAUGUAAAAUGACAACCUGAAUGAAGUUUUGUUUGUGUGGCACUGUAUGUACAGGUAGUGUGAGAUUCAGUAGGACAGCACAGAGACCCUUGGCCUUUCAUCGUUAUACUUAUGAUACAUGUCAGUGUUAGAAAAAAAUGGUGCAAAGCAUUUCCCCCCCCCCCCAUCCCCCCCCC